AGGAAAACAUGGCUGAAAUUUUUGUACUGAAGAAAUUUAGUCUAUAUUUGCAUUGACUUCUCGUCGUUCUGAAGUGAUCUUUUGAGGUAAACAGUGUAUAAAUAGAGGGAAGACUUUAAUCUCAAAAGCAUCACCAUGACGACAGCAGCUAGGCCAACAUUUGAGCCGGCUCGAGGGGGUCGAGGGAAAAAUGAGGGAGAUUUAGGUGCUUUAUCAAAACAAUACUCAAGUAGAGAUCUUCCGGCUCACACCAAACUCAAGUACAGGCAAGAAGGGCAAAACUCCAACGAGGAAGUGCGUGGGCGUGACUUCAGGAGAGACCUUGAAGAUCGUGAGCGAGCUGCACGAGAAAAACGGGAUAGAAACAGAGAGUCUUCCAGUGGGGGUGCCAGCAGUAGCAGCAGUAGUACCAGUAAGAGACCCAGGAUAGAACAAGUGCCAGCCUCUAAUCUUGAUGCUGAUGACCCUGUGGACGAUGAAGAUGAAGAUUCCGACUCUGAUGAUGAAGAUGACACAGCUGCUCUGCUAGCAGAACUGCAGAAAAUCAAGAAAGAGAGGGCUUCAGAAAAAGCCAAACAGGAAGCUGAGAAGAAGGUAGAGGAAGAGAGAAUCAGAACAGAGAACAUUCUCAAGGGGAAUCCCCUUUUGAACCAGGAAAAGAUGGCUGAGUUCAAAGUGAAGAGAAGAUGGGAUGAUGAUGUUGUUUUCAAAAAUUGUGCAAAAGGAGAUGAAGAGAGACAGAAAGGUCGGGGUUUUAUCAAUGAUACACUGAGGUCUGAAUUCCACAAAAAGUUCAUGGAGAAAUACGUCAAGUGAUAAAAUUGAACAGAUUACAGAUGAGAAAUCAGCUGUGACACCGUCAGUUUCAGGAACGUAAUGCUGGAGUUUCAGUAUUCUUACCCAUUGCAGUAAAUGAAUGCAACAACACGCUGGAAGUACAACCCCAUCAGUGCAUUCUUACAUUUUAUCUGCAAAUGUGGAACUGUGUCCAGCAGUAACCUCAGAAUGAUAACCAUUGAGAAGACUGACACUGCACUACCAUAAAACAAGUCUUGAGCAUCAGUAUCUUUAAGAACUGCCGUAACAGUUGAUGCUUGCAAUAACACUAAAGUACCACCUUGUCAGUAGAGUCCUACAUUCAUCUUGUCUGCAAACGUGGAAAAUAUAUCAGUGAUGACAUGAAAUGGAACCAUUGGUCAACCCCUAGCUAGAAAUAAAAAGGGCAGGGUGCUGUGGAACAUUCUUCAAAAAAGUGGCAGAGUGACAAUUUCUACUGCUUAUCUAAAUGUAUUUACAUUUUGCCAGACAAAAAAACGGGCAGGGUACAGCACCCUUAUAAAAAACCUGGCUAGGGGCACGAGUUAUUAUAGCGCAUUGAAAACGGAGAAGUUACAGUCUAAAUUACGUGUGGAGAAAUUCAGCAUUCAAAGUCGACGCAGAAAUGGUAACAAAACCAUGAUGAAAGUAUUCCUGUAUAAGGACAAUCUGGGCAUUUACCCAGUGACUUGUUAGACUACAUGUCCGUCAUUUUUUUGUAUACAUUCCUGCUUUCCACCUUGGAUAUUCCCCACCAAAGUCAUUUACAGGUACAGAACUGUGCUACAAUGAAAGGAUAGUGACUGUGUAAAUCUACUGUAAUACAUGGUUCAGUAGGCUAUUGGCAGUUCUAAUCAUCAUCCUUGAUGUUAUGUUCAAUACAAGUUUCCUUACUGCAUAUAUGUGUUCGGCUUGUGACCAUCUGUUAUAACUGCUUUCAGUGGCAUUUCAAAGAUUGUGAGGAAGUAUGCUAACAAGACAUUCUUUAUAGAUAUACAAGUUACUAGCACAGUAUUUAGAUGUUAGUUUGUAUAUUAAAUAAUAUUGUGUUAUGAAACUAACCAAGAAGUUGUAUAUCCAUAAGGAACUUUUGUUAGUGUACCAAUAUCGAAUAGAACUAUUUUUUCCCCACAAUAAAUACAUAAUUUGUACAUGUGCAUUUUAUAAUUUCUAAGGGUUUAUCUUGGAUUAUCCAUAUGUAAACAUUAUAUUACAUAUAAAUAUAUGUAUUCAAGUUUCCUUAAAGACAUGAAGGGUCUUAGUAGUCCCUAGUUUGUUGGGUUAACAGUUCAAAUCCAGUUCAAGCUAAAUUUUAUGACAGUUUGUCAGGUACCUGUUAAUGAAGAGUGCAUGAUUUCCACCAUGUCCACAGAGCUAUGCCAGCAUGCCACUCUGCACAGAAUGGAUAAAUGAAUUAUUCUUGAGUACCUUGGCUUAAAGCUACAGUGAAGCACGUGAAGAGAAAGGCUGAAGAAAUCUUAUCCUUAAACAAAGAAAAUAGGCUGACAAAUACAAUAAAAAUUCUUGCACAUAAGUAAAAUGAUUUUUAAGGGAUAUGUGGAGAGGCAAAAAACGAAUGUCUUUGUGGGAAAACCUGAAGAAGGAACAUGUCAUUCAUUAGUCCUAAUCAUAUAAUAAUUUCAUAUUUAUCACUGUGUACAAUGCAGUUGCGUGCCCUUUGUAAAUAAACUAUGGUUCAGUAAUACCACCCUUC
Liolophura sinensis is the source of this 2530-nucleotide messenger RNA. RefSeq names its product protein CWC15 homolog. Gene Ontology annotation, biological process: mRNA cis splicing, via spliceosome. Gene Ontology annotation, cellular component: catalytic step 2 spliceosome. NCBI's taxonomy places the organism in Eukaryota, Metazoa, Mollusca, Polyplacophora, Chitonida, Chitonidae. The transcript is spliced from 7 exons. The record is from RefSeq and is a predicted model, not a curated record. Gene Ontology annotation, molecular function: RNA binding. Bases 136 to 816 code for a protein of 226 amino acids.